This is a messenger RNA of Acanthamoeba castellanii str. Neff, 2274 nucleotides long. RefSeq names its product Fbox domain containing protein. The coding region runs from base 1 to 2274 and encodes 757 amino acids. The record is from RefSeq and is a predicted model, not a curated record. Gene Ontology annotation, molecular function: protein binding. Lineage: Eukaryota; Discosea; Longamoebia; Acanthamoebidae. The transcript has 12 exons.
AUGGCGAGCGCGUCGACUGAUGAGGCAGGGGUGGUGCUCACCAGUCUGCCGCCGGAGGUGCUGGAGUGCAUAUUCUCGUACCUGUCGGCGCGCGAUCUGUCGCGGGCCUCAUUGGUCUGUUCCCAAUUCAGCGCCACCGCGUCGGAGAACAAGCUGUGGCGCGAUCUCUACUGCCACGUCUUCGACAUCAGCCUGCAGCAAUGCCUCCCCUCCAUCGCUUCCCCACCCGGCCAUCACGGCUCAACCACAACGCAACCUCAACAAGCUUCACUUUUGCCUCCUACUUCCGUGGUCUCCUCAUCUCAAUCACUCGAUCCUUCAUCAGCUGCUUCAUCUUCUUCGACGGAGGGCGGUGCAGCACCGCCCGAGACAUCAAGCAGCACUUCUCACAGCACUGGCGACGGUACGCGGGAAGAGGUGGUGCUCAUCUCGCACGUCAAGUUGUGUUUCUCCGACGCCACGCACGUCUCGGUGGCGCGUGAGCGGGACUGGCGCGGGCUGUUCGCCGUGCGGUACGAAGUGGAGAAGAAGCACUGCAUCUCCUUCCUCCAGCUCGAGCGCGAGCAGAUCAAGCGCCGCAAGCUCGAACGCAACGCGGCCCGCGGCAAGGCCACCCCGGACACUGCCGCCUAUGAUGUAACACAUCCCGGUGUGAAGGGCAUCAAGAACGGCACGAUGGGCGACAUGGAAAAGGAGUACUGGAUCGACCGCACGACGAGGAAGCGCAUGACCGGCAUCAAGCGCACGAUGGAGGCGCUCAAGUACAUCGCCUGGGGUGAGAUAUUACGCGAAAAAGCUUUGGAUGCCUUGGACGAGAUGGACACCGAUGAGGCCCUGAAGCUUUUCAUGGUCGCCUGCGAGGAGUUCCACUCGGGCUACUCCCUGCUGCCCGCGAAUCACUCCCGCAUGCCGAACACGGUCAAGGACUGGGCCAAGGCGCUGGUCAGGCGCAUGCGGCUGAUGAAAGAGAAGGAGCAAAGGGAAGCGCAGCAGGCCGAGGGCGGCAAGGAGUUGGAGGACUGCGAGCUGAGCCCCGACCUGUACGACCAGAUAACACAGCUUUGGAACAGAUCGAACGAGAUUUAUGAAAGCUCCCUGCGGAUUGGCGCUUCAAACUUCGACCCAACCAAGCGUGCUGAGCUCUUCUGGGCGUAUGGUCACUCGCUGUUGGAGCAAGCACGCCGCUACAUUUCGGGCAAACGCCAAACCAUACUCGACCCAGCGAAGGAACAAGAGCUCGUCCACAGGGCCUUGGCGGCCUUCGACAAAGCGGUGGAAGCCGAUAUCGCUGAUGGUCUCGAGGAUUACGAGGUUGCCUAUGGAGUGAAGACCUGCGUGCACUCGAUCUUCACCUACAACACCUGGCGGGACCGAUGCCUGCCGGCGCCGGCCCACGACGCGCUCAUCCACGAGCUGUGGGAGGAGUGCCACAGGCGAAUCAAGCGGACGCUGCGUGCCGACAGCGAUCUGUUCGCUCAGAUGGAACGCGAACUUGGUCCCUUGACCGAAGUUAAGGCUCAAGGCAGCGCAACAGAUCUGACGAAGGAGCAAGAGGAGGAGGAGGCCGGCGAUGAACUCAAGCCGCCCCCCGAGGACCCGAACAAGUUCUACCUGUGCGACUUUGACAUGGAGUGUCACAUCGAGUGGGCCAGCAUCGUCUACACCCAAACGCUCCGGUUCAACCGUCCGGAGACGAUGGACAAGGUGUUCAAAGGUCUCGCACUCGCCAAGAGCAUCCUGCAAUGCGCCCUCGAGGAAUUGGAGGACGACGACGUCGACUGGAUGGGCCUCGUGAAAGGCAAUCUGGGUCUGUGCUACCUGCGGAUGGCCAAGCUUUCGAACGAGCCGCAGGUCCAGGAGGAGGGCUAUCGCUUGGCCGAGGUCUACUUCAGGGAGAGCGAGGCCCAGAACGACGACAGCCUCUACAACCUGGCCUCCCUCUACGCCCUGCGCGGUCGCACCGCGGAGUGUGAGGCGUGUCUGCGCAGCUGCCUGGAGGCCAACAACCUGCAGGCGCGGGAGCUGGUGGAGGACGACGACCUGUCGGUGGUCCGCAACGAGGAGUGGUUCCCGCAGCUGGUCGCCGAGGCCAAGCUCCGCAACGAGGAGCAGCGCAAGGCCGACCAGGAGGAGAAGCGCAAGAAGCGCAAGGGCAUCGACGAGUGGGCCAGCUCCUCGUCUGAAGAAGAAGAUGAUGAAGAGGGAGAAGAUCUCGAAGACGCCGACUUUGUCGUUCGACCGCAACCAAUGGACGAAGAAGGAGGAGCGUCAUGA